This is a messenger RNA of Adineta steineri, 878 nucleotides long. NCBI's taxonomy places the organism in Eukaryota, Metazoa, Rotifera, Eurotatoria, Adinetida, Adinetidae. The record is from the annotation of a GenBank genome assembly.
AUGGUCGUAAAGAAAUUUCCUAAUGGUGAUAAAUAUGAUGGAGGAUGGAAAAAUGAUAUGAAAAAUGGUGAAGGAACUCUAGUUUAUGCGGAUGGAGGACAAUAUGCAGGCAGUUGGAUCGAUGAUGAGAGAAAUGGUCAUGGAGUAAAUAAAUGGUCCGACGGUCGUGUUUAUACUGGAGAUUGGCAGGAUAAUAAGCAGCAUGGUGAUGGAACAAUGACUUAUAAUGACGGUGGUAAAUAUGUAGGUGAAUGGGAAAAUGACAUGAGAAAUGGUCAUGGUGUUAAUAGAUGGUCGAACGGAGAUGAAUAUGAUGGAUCUUGGGUAGAUAACGAACGGCAAGGUCAAGGAACAUUUAUUUAUAAUAGUAAAGGUAAUAAAUACAUUGGUGAAUGGUCAGAAAAUAUGAGACAUGGAUAUGGAACGAAUACAUGGGCUAACGGUGAUCGUUAUGAAGGUAUGUGGGCGAAUAAUGAAAAACAUGGCAAAGGAACAUUAACUCAUUCCAAUGGAAGCAAAGAAGAUGGUACUUGGACAAAAAAUAAAUUAAAUAAUGCACCAUCUAAAGACGUACAAGCAGCUACUAAAAAAUUUAAUUCAAAAGAUGCAUUACAAUUCAAAGGUUUAUGGCUUAAUGGUCAACCAUUUAUAAUCUGCUUAAUGCCUAGAGUAGCUGGUUGUUCUUAUCAAGCACUUGCACGUGAAUAUCUUAGUUCAUUAAAUUGGGAUAAAGAAUUUUUUGAUCAUGCAAAUGAUCGUUGUUAUUGCAGUCGUUGCUAUAAAGAAACAUGGAAAGAUGUUAUCGAUGCUGGUAAUAGUCAAUAUGUUAUACCUCGUGGAUGGGUACGUUUUGGAUUGCAACUUGAUCCAGUUAUUAU